Pyrus x bretschneideri (Chinese white pear) is the source of this 1329-nucleotide messenger RNA. RefSeq names its product glutamine synthetase nodule isozyme-like. Lineage: Eukaryota; Viridiplantae; Streptophyta; Magnoliopsida; Rosales; Rosaceae. The coding region runs from base 72 to 1139 and encodes 355 amino acids. The record is from RefSeq and is a predicted model, not a curated record. The transcript has 13 exons. Gene Ontology annotation, molecular function: glutamine synthetase activity. Gene Ontology annotation, cellular component: cytoplasm.
UCUCUCUCAUUGUUCUCUCUCCCUCUCUUUUGCCAUUGUUCAGAGAAUCAUCCUCCUCGUCGUACGUCACCAUGUCUCUCCUCUCUGAUCUCGUCAACCUCAAUCUCUCCGAAUCCACUGAGAAGAUCAUCGCUGAAUACAUUUGGAUUGGAGGAUCUGGUUUGGACUUGAGAAGCAAAGCAAGGACACUGCCUGGACCAGUAACAGACCCAGCAAAACUGCCCAAAUGGAACUACGACGGUUCAAGCACCGACCAAGCCCCAGGAGAUAACAGUGAAGUCAUCCUGCACCCCCAGGCUAUUUUUAAGGAUCCAUUCAGAAGAGGAAAAAACAUCCUGGUGAUCUGCGAUGCGUACACACCGGCGGGAGAGCCAAUCCCCACCAACAAAAGAUUCAACGCUGCCAAGAUAUUCAGUCACCCGGACGUUGUCGCCGAGGAACCCUGGUACGGGAUUGAGCAAGAGUACACUCUUCUACAAAAGGAUACUAAGUGGCCUCUUGGAUGGCCAAUUGGUGGGUUCCCUGGUCCACAGGGACCCUACUACUGCGGUGCCGGAGCAGACAAGGCCUUCGGUCGUGAUAUUGUGGAUUCACAUUACAAGGCUUGCCUCUAUGCCGGAAUCAACAUUAGCGGUAUCAACGCUGAAGUUAUGCCCGGCCAGUGGGAAUUUCAAGUUGGUCCUACUGUUGGUAUUGCUGCUGGUGAUCAGUUAUGGGCUGCUAGAUACAUCCUUGAGAGAAUUACAGAAAUUGCCGGAGUUGUUCUUUCUUUGGACCCGAAACCAAUCCAGGGUGAUUGGAAUGGUGCUGGUGCUCACGCUAACUACAGUACCAAGUCAAUGAGAAACGACGGCGGAAUUGACGUGAUCAAGAAGGCAAUCGAGAAACUGAGUCAGCGUCACAAGGAGCAUAUUGCUGCCUACGGAAAAGGCAACGAGAGGAGAUUGACAGGUCUCCAUGAGACCGCUGACAUCCACACUUUCUCUUGGGGCGUGGCAAACCGAGGGGCCUCUGUCCGUAUUGGUCGCGAUACUGAGAAGGCUGGCAAAGGCUAUUUCGAGGACAGAAGGCCGGCGUCGAACAUGGAUCCGUAUAUUGUGACUUCCAUGAUCGCUGAAACCACCAUUCUUUCCAAGUGAGAUUGAAUCCUAUUCGGAGGAAAUUAGCUCCGUCAAUUGCAAAUAACUCUCUAUGAAUUUGUCUCUCUAGUUGCAUGCGUGUUGGCAUGUACAUUUGCUACUUUCGGUUGAUUGGUUGUUGUUCUAACGAUUGUGUAAUCGUUACGAGUUUAAGGUUGCCUAACAACCUGUAAUAAAAAGGGAAACAUUA